Lepisosteus oculatus (spotted gar) is the source of this 1413-nucleotide messenger RNA. The record is from RefSeq and is a predicted model, not a curated record. NCBI's taxonomy places the organism in Eukaryota, Metazoa, Chordata, Actinopteri, Semionotiformes, Lepisosteidae.
CCGGACCCGCCACAGCCGCCCUCCUCGCGGAGGAAGAGGAGCGACCCCGCUGGUCCGGAGCGAGCGGGGGAAGGGUCCGGCUUCCCCGCCCCUGGCCGGGUCUCCGCGGCGACGGCGCCUUCCUCCAGGAGGGAGGACGAGGGAGGGGCGCAGGGGGACUGGAGGGGGGAGACGGGGGCAGGGGGAGUGAAGUUCGUGCAGCUGAUCGAUGAGUCCGGGGGCUACGCCACCGCCAAGCUCGUGCCCUGCCUGGGCGACGACGACGACGACGACGACGACGACGAGGGGGGCGGAGGCGGGCUCGGCGGACGAGGCCAGGGAAGGGAGGGGGGAGAGGAGGAGGAGGAGGACACGGAGGACGAGCUGGGGGCGGUGGAGAUCCGGGAGGUGAUCGUGGACGGGGACGACGACGACGACGAGGACGACGACGAGAGCGACUCGCCCCCCCCCGGCCCCCCCGGCCCCCCCGCGCCCAAGCUGUUCCAGUGCGGGGCCUGCGGGAAGGCCUUCAAGCGCGCGUGGGAGCUCUUCAGCCACGAGGUGGUGCACACCGCCGAGCGGCCCUACCAGUGCGACGCCUGCGGCGCCACCUUCAAGCGCCACUCCGACUACAAGAGCCACCGCAUGGUGCACACGGAGUCGCGGCCCUUCCGCUGCGAGACCUGCCACAAGGCCUUCAAGCGCUCCUCCAACCUGCAGGAGCACCGGCGCAUCCACAGCGGCGCGCGGCCCCACCUCUGCCCGCCCUGCGGCAAGCGCUUCAAGACCCCCUACGAGCUGCAGCGCCACGCCCUGGUGCACGUCACCGAGCGGCCCCACAAGUGCCAGGACUGCGGCAAGGACUUCCCCACCCCUGGCACCCUGCUGGCCCACCGGCGCCAGCACUGCGACGACAAGCCCCACGUCUGCCCGGCCUGCGGGAAGAGGUUCACCUACGGCCACAGCCUCAAGGUGCACGAGCGCGUGCACACCAACCAUCGCCCCUUCGUGUGCCCGCUGUGCGGCAAGGCCUUCAAGCAGUCCAACGCCCUGGCCAGCCACGAGCGCGUGCACACCGGCGCCCGGCCCUUCGCCUGCCCCACCUGCGGCAAGGCCUUCAAGCAGAGCUCCUACCUGGUGAUCCACCAGCGCGCCCACACCGGCGAGCGGCCCUACCGCUGCCAGACCUGCGGCAAGGCCUUCGCCCGGCCCUCGCUGCUGCUGCAGCACGCCCGCGUGCACAGCCAGGAGCGGCCCUACCAGUGCGGCUUCUGCCACAAGCGCUUCAAGGACGAGGCCUACCUCGCCGUGCACGAGAAGGUGCACACCGGCCAGAGCCCCUACCAGUGCGGCGUGUGUCACAAGGGCUUCGCACACCCCUCCAACCUGCUGCAGCACCAGAGAGUGCACCGAGACUGAAGGACACACUGGACA